Messenger RNA from Nematolebias whitei (Rio pearlfish), 2921 nucleotides. RefSeq names its product nucleolar protein 10 (gene nol10). The record is from RefSeq and is a predicted model, not a curated record. Lineage: Eukaryota; Metazoa; Chordata; Actinopteri; Cyprinodontiformes; Rivulidae. The coding region runs from base 31 to 2190 and encodes 719 amino acids. The transcript is spliced from 21 exons. Gene Ontology annotation, cellular component: nucleolus; nucleus; small-subunit processome. Gene Ontology annotation, biological process: maturation of SSU-rRNA from tricistronic rRNA transcript (SSU-rRNA, 5.8S rRNA, LSU-rRNA). Gene Ontology annotation, molecular function: protein binding.
GAAGUGCCGGCUCGUUGUUUGUAGAUUAAAAUGCAGGUGUCCAAUGUGAACGAUGUGAAAAUUUAUAAUUUAAGCUACGGAAAGUCUCUUCCUGAUUGGUUGUCUGAUCGGAAGAAAAGACAAUUACAAAAAAGAGAUGUCGACGUUCAGCGUCGGAUUGAGCUCAUCCAGGACUUUGAGAUGCCCACAGUAUGCACGACCAUCAAAGUAUCCCGGGAUGGACAAUUCAUUCUGGCAACAGGCACUUACAAACCUACAGUUCGCUGUUAUGAUACCUACCAGCUGUCCCUGAAAUUUGAACGUUGCAUGGAUUCAGAUGUUGUGACCUUUGAAAUCCUGUCAGAUGACUACUCUAAGAUAGUGUUUUUGCACUGCGAUCGCUAUGUGGAGUUCCACUCUCAAGGUGGACACUACUACAAGACUCGUAUUCCAAAGUUCGGACGGGACUUUUCAUACCACUACCCAUCCUGUGACCUCUACUUUGUGGGGGCGAGUUCAGAGGUGUACAGACUGAACCUUGAACAAGGUCGCUUCCUGAACUCCCUUCAGACAAAUGCUGCGGAGAGCAAUGCAUGUGACAUCAACCCUAUUCAUCACUUGUUUGCUACUGGAACCUCUGAGGGAAGGGUUGAAUGCUGGGACCCUCGUGUCCGGAACAGAGUGGGCAUCCUGGACUGUGCUCUGAGCAGCGUGACUCAAGGAACAGAAGUUCAGGGUUUACCUUCCAUCAGUGCGCUGAAGUUUAACAGUUCCCUCUCCAUGGCAGUCGGCACAAGUACAGGACAGGUGCUCCUGUAUGAUCUGCGCUCCAGCCAACCACUGCUGGUCAAAGACCACUUUUACAACCUGCCAAUCAAAUCUCUCAACUUCCACCAACAGAUGGACCUCAUCUUGUCUGCUGACUCCAAGAUAAUAAAAAUCUGGAACAAAGACACCGGGAAGCUGUUCUCCUCUAUACAGCCUCAGACUGACAUCAAUGAUGUUUGCAUGUAUCCUAAUUCAGGUAUGCUCUUCACGGCCAAUGAAGACCCCAAAAUGAACACAUUCUACAUCCCAGCUCUGGGCCCUGCACCGAAGUGGUGCUCGUUCCUUGACAGCCUAACGGAGGAGCUGGAGGAGAAUCCAGAGAGCGCCGUGUACGAUGACUACAAGUUUGUCACCCGGAAGGACCUUGAAAAUCUGGGUUUGUCUCACUUGGUGGGAUCAUCUUUCCUGAGGGCCUACAUGCACGGCUUUUUCAUGGAUAUACGACUUUAUCAUAAGGUGAAAGUCAUGGCUAACCCUUUUGCAUACGAAGAGUACCGCAAGGAUAAAAUCCGUCAGAAGAUUGAAGAGUCCAGAACACAGAGAGUUCAGAUUAAGAAGCUUCCUAAAGUGAACAAGGAUCUGGCUCUCAAACUGAUGGAGGAGGAGGAGGAUGGAGCAAAGGUUGGGGCUUCUAGGAAAAAGAAGAGCAAGGCGCUCCCUAGCAUACUAGGAGACGAUCGUUUCAAGGUGAUGUUUGAAAACCCAGAAUUCCAAGUGGACGAGCAGAGCGAGGAGUUCCGGUUGCUCAACCCCAUCGUCUCCAAGGUGGGACAGAAAAGAAAGAAGAAGCUGCGUCUGCUGGCGGAGCAGGCUACUGCUCAACAGGCGGCUGACGACGAAGAGGAGCCGGAAGGAAAAGCCAGCUCCGAGGAGGAAAGCUCUGACGAUGACAAGAGCUGGGUGGAGGAGGUGAGGGAGCAGCGGAGGUUACUGUGGCAAGAGGGCAGAGAUAAGCGAAGGCAGGACAGGAAGGAAGCUGACCGCAACACCGUCCUGCUGGAGCCGGACCAGAAAGAAGGGGGGGGGUCCUCAAACAUGGCUGAGAGCAAGACAAAGAGCCAGCCGCAGUUUUAUCAGCUCAAAGCUGGAGAGGAAUUCAGAAGUUUCAACAGCAUGGCGCUCAAACACAAGAUGCAAAAGGUUUCUCUGGAGGAUCGGCUGAGACUGGAGGAAAAGUCGGGCGUCAGCAACAUUGUCAACACAGCAGUGGGCAGCAAACAGCUGACCUUCACUCUCAAAAAGUCGGAGCAGCAGAGGAAACAGCAGCAGGCGGACCGGGAACACCACGAGGAGAGGAAGAAGCUGAGGCGCUCUGCCGGACACCUGAGCAGCAGCCGAGGGAGAGGCUGGGGCAGCAGAGGAAGAGGAAGAGGACACUUCUGAAGAGACUGGACAAGUAAAGACAGAUGAAACAGAACUGUUCUCAAACUAAAGUCCAAAUUGUUUAGUAUUAUUGUUAUUAUUAUUUACCUCUAAACAGUAGGGGAGAGUUGCAGACAAGAAGACUAGAAAUGAAGUGACAAGCCUGUCCUCCUGGGUGGUUUUUACGUCCUCUCUGUAAACACUGCAUCUUUCAAAAGGUGUCAGUUUGUGUAUAAAUGUAAAAACAGACUAGGGUAUGUACGUCUUUACUGCAGAUAAUUCAGCAUGAGGAACUUAAAGAGGGUUGAGUUCCUGAAUGACUCUUUUUAACAGUCAGUUGUGUCCAACCAUCAGUUGUAGAUGUGGACGAGAAAUGUAUUUUUAUCAUGUUUGAAAAUGAAAAUUGUUGCUCUAACACAACUACUUUUACAAUACAUUAUGUUUCAUCCAAGGUUUACUUUUCUGUGUUUUUUUUUUUUUUAUUGUUUAAAAUCAAUGUUUAGAUUAUUUGCAUACCAAAUGCAUCAAGACAUCCAUAGUAUGUCUUAAUUACAGCAGAUUGUUACCCAUAAACCAAGAGUAAGAGCAGGAAGAGAAACAUACUUUAGUAUUUAGGAAUCAAAUACCUGAUGUUUUUACCGAUCCACCCCAAGUUAUUCCGAGCAGAUAAUUCCUGUCAAAUAUGAUUACCAUUAGUCCUUGCCUAGAAGUUUAUUUUAAACUCAUCAGAUGUCAACUUGAUUUUUCCAUAA